AUGGGUGGUGGUAAUAAAAAUGAAUUUGAAUCACCUUUUUUACAACUUUUCACAGGUGCUGCAUCCGGUGUAUUAGCUGACGGAAUCAUGCAUCCAAUAGAUACUAUAAGAGCAAGAUUACAAGUAGAGAAAGUAGGACAACAAAGAUAUACAGGUACUUUCAAUGCAUUUCAAUCGAUCAUUCAAAAAGAAGGUGUCAGAUAUUUAUAUAAAGGAUUCCCUAUUGUGGUUACAGCAACUAUUCCUGCACACGCUCUCUAUUUCUUUGGUUAUGAGUACUCAAAGAAAUAUUUGAAAGGUCCACUGGGAGAUGGUGCACUCAAUCACUUUGUGUCAGGUUUGGUGGCUGAUAUUGCAGGUGCCAUGAUUUGGACACCGAUGGAUAUUAUCAAACAGCGUCUUCAAGUACAAAACUCAACUUAUCUGACCAAUCCUACACAGACUUUCUAUAGAGGUUCGUUCCAUGCAUGCAAAGUCAUCUUGAAAGAGGAAGGUGUUGCAGGUUUCUACAAAGGAUUCUUCCCAUCGUUAAUGACUUUCGGACCAUUGGUUGGUAUCUACUUUGCAACCUAUGAAAAGACAAAGAAAACAGUGUCUGGUGUGCUUGGUGUUGAACCCGGAAAGAUGUUACCACUACCUUAUCAAUUGGCAAGUGGAUUCUUUGCUGGUUCGGUAGCUGCUGCUGUGACCUGUCCACUCGAUGUAAUCAAGACUAGAAUUCAAGUGUCGAGAGCAUCCGACAAAACAUACAAUGGUAUCAUCGAUGGAUUCCAGAAGAUCAUGAAAGAAGAAGGUCCAAGAGCUUUUGUUAAAGGAAUGGGUGCUAGAAUUUUAUGGAUAGCUCCUGGAAAUGCUAUUACAAUUGCAUCAUGUAUAUGA
Messenger RNA from Heterostelium album PN500, 879 nucleotides. It is a transcript of the gene mcfE, whose product is annotated as mitochondrial substrate carrier family protein. The record is from RefSeq and is a predicted model, not a curated record. The coding region runs from base 1 to 879 and encodes 292 amino acids. Lineage: Eukaryota; Evosea; Eumycetozoa; Acytosteliales; Acytosteliaceae. Gene Ontology annotation, biological process: transmembrane transport. The transcript has 3 exons.